AUGUGGAAAAGUCCUUUUCAAAAAUCAGUGCACACAAGCACGCACAGAUCAGAUCUCGGACUUUUCUAACAACUCCCUCUGGGCUGGGGGUCUUGGGUUGAGGGAGGCAUAUGGAGGCCCCACCAACCAUGAUUUUAUGCCUUUGCCUCAAUGGUUAAUGAAAGUGAAACGCAAGGAAAGUGAAACUCAGUGGAAUUUCCUCCUCUAGGCAGUUUGUCCUCGGGUGUGACGCAAGGUUGGCAAAUGUGGAAGGCUGGCAGGUACAUUGAACUUGAGCUUGAGCUUGGAGUUGCCUGGGUGGCAGAUAUAGAAGACGCCCUGGAGUGAGAGGGGUGCUCCAGAGCCGGGGAGGAAACUUUUCAGGAAAACUGCUCUUGUCUCCCUGCUAAUGGAAUCAGGGUGGGGACAGUGGGCAUACAUGCUAGUCUGGGAAAAGAGAGGGUUCAGAGAGCCUUAGUUUGGACCUCCAGAGUGCUGGAUGUUUGACACCAGAUUCUUGUGCCAGCGUUACCUCGAAGUCUGGAAGCAGUGCUGAGAUCUCUGGUUGGAGCUGCACCACUCAGUGGUGGAGUGCUCAGGCUUGGUUGGAGCUGCACCACUCAGCGGGGGAGUGCUCAGGCUUGGUUGGAACUGCACCACUCAGUGGGGUAGCUUUGUUUUUAUGGUACAGUGAAGGAAAGAGGACAAGGGAAAUAAACAUCGUGAAGAAGGUCACAUGACAGGAACUUGGAGAGCGGACAUUGGAGCCCGAGUCUACCGGAUUUCAAAAGAAGGAAGAAUCCCGUUCAAAAAUGAGGUGAAUUAAUGCUCGGGCACUCAGGAACCCUGGAUAGCUACAUGAGGUGUUUAAAAACUUUCCAGACCAUCUUGCCAAACAAGUCUCUGCUCAUGAGACCUGAAAGGAUGAGUGAGCCAUGGCGGGACAGUGUCCUGCCCUGUAGGAACGGUGAUUGCUGACCUGCUGAGCGUGAGCUGGCCUGCCUGUUGUCUGCCAAUACCAUGAAGGAGGUGGUGUAUUGGUCACCCAAGAAGGUGGCAGACUGGCUGCUGGAGAAUGCUAUGCCAGAAUACUGUGAAGCUCUGGAACAUUUCACGGGCCGGGACUUGAUCAACUUGACCCAAGAAGAUUUCACAAAACCCCCCUUGUGCAGAGUCUCUUCUGACAACGGGCAGCGGCUCCUGGACAUGAUUGAGACGCUGAAAAUGGAGCACCACAUGGAAGCACACAAGAACGGCCAUGCCAACGGGCACCUCAGCAUCGGCACAGACGUCCCCACGCCCGACGGCAGCUUCACCAUCAAGAUGAAACCCAACGGAAUGCCAAAUGGAUACAGGAAGGAGAUGAUCAAGAUCCCCAUGCCGGAGCCCGAGCGCUCUCAGUACCCCAUGGAGUGGGGCAAGACUUUCCUGGCCUUUCUCUAUGCACUUUGCUGUUUUGUCCUCACCACAGUGAUGAUCUCGGUCGUCCAUGAACGAGUACCUCCUAAGGAGGUGCAGCCUCCACUACCGGACACGUUUUUUGACCAUUUUAACCGGGUGCAGUGGGCCUUUUCUAUUUGUGAAAUUAACGGCAUGAUCCUUGUAGGACUCUGGUUAAUUCAGUGGCUGCUCUUAAAAUACAAGUCUAUUAUUAGCAGAAGAUUUUUCUGCAUAGUUGGCACGCUGUACCUGUAUCGGUGUAUUACAAUGUAUGUAACUACACUCCCAGUACCCGGUAUGCAUUUCAACUGUUCUCCCAAGCUUUUUGGAGACUGGGAAGCCCAACUGCGGAGAAUAAUGAAGCUUAUUGCAGGAGGCGGCUUGUCCAUCACUGGCUCCCACAACAUGUGUGGGGACUACCUAUACAGUGGCCACACGGUCAUGCUAACACUCACCUACUUGUUUAUCAAAGAGUAUUCCCCUCGGCGGCUCUGGUGGUAUCACUGGAUUUGCUGGCUUCUCAGCGUGGUUGGAAUCUUCUGUAUUCUCUUAGCGCAUGACCACUACACUGUGGACGUGGUGGUGGCAUAUUACAUCACCACGAGACUCUUCUGGUGGUAUCACACUAUGGCCAAUCAGCAAGUGCUAAAGGAAGCUUCCCAGAUGAACCUCCUGGCCAGGGUGUGGUGGUACAGGCCAUUUCAGUACUUUGAAAAGAAUGUCCAAGGAAUUGUACCUCGAUCUUACCAUUGGCCUUUCCCCUGGCCAGUAGUGCACCUCAGUAGGCAAGUUAAAUACAGCCGGCUGGUGAACGACACAUAACAGCUGUACCCAGUGAGGGGAAGACGAAUUGUCCGAAGUGCUAAGAACUCCAUGAGAGAAGAUGCCAUAAAAUAAACACCUCCCUCAUCCUGUUAUCUUUCAACGGUUACCUUGACUUAACCUAUUGAGUUACCUGGUCAGCACUGUGAUCUUUUUUUCUCUCCAAAGGACCUGAGUUGGACAACAAUAAAGAAAAAUUUCACCUAUCAUGCACUGUACACAUCUCCUGUUCAUAAGUUUGGGAUUCACAUAACCCGCGACUACCAUGUUCCUUUGUAUAUGAUGCAACAGCAUAAAUGUAAGCUUUUAUAUCAUAAGUUCUGGUCUUUCCAGUUACAUCUGGAAAUAAAGUAUAUUAUUUUCUUGGGAAAACAUACUUUUCAUAUCUCUUGCCCCAAAGAUUGGGCUGAAAGCCAUUUUCUAGCAAAUGUCUCUAUGAAGGUUUCUAAGUACCUGAAUGGGGUUUGAUUCUGAAAUCUUUCUACCUAUUGCACCGAUAUUCAAAUGAAAAUGACAGACGCAGAAAGGUUUGGUAACUUUGGGUUUUGUAAAAUCAGCAGAGACAGUGUGUCAAAAAGUGCAAAAAAAAAAAAUUCUGUUAUAACAGUGAUUUUCUAAGUAUUUCCUAACUUUAUUUUUCAAAAUGAUGUUAUGAAACCAAAUUUAAAGAUUUUUACAUGUCAGAGAGAGGGAAGUUAAACACGCGUCUUGGGAGAGAAAUUUGUCUAUGUUUCUAGUGCCUUUCUUGUCUUGAUUGUAUGGUCAGUAGGCAAUCUUAAGUGUUUUUAUUUAAAAUAAAGUAUUCCAUGAAAAUAUAAAUAUAUAUAUACACUACUAAAUUUUGCAUUUAUAGCUAAAUUAAAUCAGAAGACUGUUUAUGGUUUUAAAGUUGCAGUGAAUAAAGAAUGGGGAUGUUAAUUAGAGUCAGAGCCUGUUCACAUAUUGCGAACAAGUGCCAAUGACAUGUACCACUUAAAUUACUUUAUCGUCUAUUUGGUAGUUCAGUUUUAACUACUCAAUGAAAAAACAGCCAUGAAUAUCUUUUUUUAAAAGAGAGUUUUGAAAAUGAUCACUUACCCUAAAACUUGAAAGCUAUGAAUUAGUUAUCCAUACCCUCAUGACAAUUUUGUUGGUGAACAGCAAAAAAAAGAGAUCUAUUUCUUUAAAAUAUAUUUGUGCAGAAACUGCAUGUAAUUCUGAGUUUUACUCCUAACAUACAUAUGUUUGGGGAAGUAUUCUAUUCUACACUUGCCAACGUGGAGAACAAAAUAGUUUUUUAAGAAUGAAGAAGUAUAUAUAUCCAUUCUGUAUUUUACGUGCAACAGAAUUAUCUUCCGUAGGGUUUUUUUUUUUGUGUGUAUUCACAAGGUGAUAUUUGUAUUGUAAAACAAUAAUGGUGAAGGAAAUAAAAAAAGGCUUUUAAAAUUUUGUUUGUUUUAAAUCUUUGUAAAGUUACUAUUCCAGAGAAGAUACUGAUAUCUUACAGCUUACCUAGGUCAUAAAUUAAUCAAAAUGCACUUUUUAAUAAAAACUGAAACUUAAAAU
Otolemur garnettii (small-eared galago) is the source of this 3786-nucleotide messenger RNA. It is a transcript of the gene SGMS1, whose product is annotated as sphingomyelin synthase 1. The record is from RefSeq and is a predicted model, not a curated record. The coding region runs from base 1000 to 2241 and encodes 413 amino acids. Gene Ontology annotation, molecular function: sphingomyelin synthase activity; protein binding; ceramide cholinephosphotransferase activity. NCBI's taxonomy places the organism in Eukaryota, Metazoa, Chordata, Mammalia, Primates, Galagidae. Gene Ontology annotation, biological process: ceramide biosynthetic process; sphingomyelin biosynthetic process. Gene Ontology annotation, cellular component: endoplasmic reticulum membrane; Golgi membrane. The transcript has 8 exons.